AUGCGGAGCACCGCGCGGCCCUUGGGCGGCCGCGCCACCCCCGGGCUCCCGUACGGCCGGGGGCCGCGCGGGCCGGGGAUACCGGGGACAGCGGCGGGGCCGGGGAGCGGCUGGUGCAGCGGCGCAGGCGGCGGCGGGAUGGCAUCCACCGGCGGCCCUCUCCCGGUUCCCAGCUCUGUGCUCCCAGUUCCCGCUCCCGCCCCGCUCCGCCAGCGCACACACCUGCCCGCCCCCCAGCACCCCCCGCCCCGCGCUGUCAGUCGCACCCACCUACCCCAGUGGCCGCCGCCGCCGCCGCGGGUCCGGCGCGCCCCGCCGCCCCCGCGCCGGCAGCGGCACGGCACGGCACCGCACCCCCCCUUCCGCCGCCCGCCCGCCCGCCCCUUGCGCGGAGGUGGAGCGGCCGCCGGGAGGAACCAGGAAGUGAACGGCGGCGGCGGGAGGCAGCGCGUCCCGGCCCUGCCCUUCCCCGCCCCGCCAAGGGCUCCCCGGCCCACGGACGGCAGCGGCGGCUGGCCCGGUGCGGCUGCGGACCGCCUGUGCCCACUGCGCGUUAACGGCCCGGGCGUGCGGGUGCCUGGGGGGGAAAUGCGCGUUUUGUGA
Molecule: messenger RNA, 603 nt
Organism: Haemorhous mexicanus (house finch)
Lineage: Eukaryota; Metazoa; Chordata; Aves; Passeriformes; Fringillidae
Product: proline-rich protein 2-like
Exons: 1
Coding region: 1-603 (200 amino acids)
Source: RefSeq, a predicted model, not a curated record